Caenorhabditis briggsae is the source of this 300-nucleotide messenger RNA. Gene Ontology annotation, molecular function: UDP-glycosyltransferase activity. The record is from RefSeq and is a predicted model, not a curated record. The coding region runs from base 1 to 300 and encodes 99 amino acids. The transcript has 2 exons. NCBI's taxonomy places the organism in Eukaryota, Metazoa, Nematoda, Chromadorea, Rhabditida, Rhabditidae.
AUGAGGAGAAAAUUGGGAAAGCAAUACGAAGAAAAGUACACGAAAAAUGCUAUUCAACUAGCUGAGAUGUUGAAAAAUCAACCAACGAAUCCGAAGGAGAUAGUGUUGAAGUACACUGAGUUUGUGGCAAGAUUUGGACCCUUCCCACAAAUGGACCCAUAUGCCAGAAAGCUGAAUUAUUUCCAAAAAACUUUUCUGGAUAUUUAUUUUAUUUUAACAAUGCUUUUUCUUAUCUCAGCGCUCUCUAUUUUUCUGAUUUUCAGGUGUAUUUGUGAUUAUAAGAAAGUUAAAACUGAUUGA